Aspergillus terreus NIH2624 is the source of this 1593-nucleotide messenger RNA. Its product is annotated as putative pre-mRNA splicing factor. The transcript has 3 exons. Gene Ontology annotation, cellular component: U2-type prespliceosome; catalytic step 2 spliceosome; U2 snRNP. Bases 1 to 1593 code for a protein of 530 amino acids. NCBI's taxonomy places the organism in Eukaryota, Fungi, Ascomycota, Eurotiomycetes, Eurotiales, Aspergillaceae. The record is from RefSeq and is a predicted model, not a curated record. Gene Ontology annotation, molecular function: RNA binding. Gene Ontology annotation, biological process: regulation of alternative mRNA splicing, via spliceosome; mRNA cis splicing, via spliceosome.
AUGGCUUCUACCAGCAAUGGAAACACUCCCACCGCGCCGGAAGAGGUGGGCAAACCUCCAGAGGGGGUCGUCUUGCCGCCCAAGGAUAUUCGAGCGAUCGUGGAGAAAACCGCCGGAUACGUCGCCCGAAAUGGCAUUGUCUUUGAAGAUCGUGUCCGCGAAAAGGAGCGCAAUAACCCCAAGUUCUCCUUCCUGAAUCCGAACGACCCAUAUGCGAGUUUCUACCAGUGGCGUCUCACGGAGAUCAAGGAGGGAAGAGGAACGACGGUAUCAGCAGGCCGGCCGGGCGAGACCGCAGCUGCUCCAGAACCCGAGAAGCCCAAGGGACCGGAGCAGCCUCCUGACUUCCACUUUUCCGCACGCAUGCCGAUCAUUAACGCGCAAGAUCUGGAGGUUGUCAAGCUCACUGCGCUGUUUGUCGCCAAACGAGGCAAGUCGUUCAUGACUGCGCUCUCCCAGCGCGAAACCCGCAACUUCCAGUUUGAUUUCCUGCGGCCGCAGCACAGUCUGUAUCAGUUUUUCACCCGGCUAGUCGACCAGUACACUAUCCUCUUGCGCAAUGAGGGAAUUGACGCAGCUACGACGGAGAAGAAGCGGAUCGCCGAGCUCGAGAACAACGUGAAGAACCGAUUCCAUAUCCUGGACCGAGCGAAACAACGCGCCGAAUGGGUGAAAUAUCAGGAACAACAGAAGCAGAAGAAGGAAGAAGAGGAAGAACAGGAGCGGAUAGCCUAUGCGCAAAUCGAUUGGCACGAUUUUGUCGUUGUUGAAACUGUGCUCUUCACCGAAGCGGAUGACCAGGUUGACCUUCCGCCUCCCACGUCGCUCAACGACCUCCAGUCCGCUUCCCUCGAACAGAAAGCCAUGAUGUCCCUCAACCCCCUUCGCAUCGAAGAAGCUAUGCCGACAGACCAGGAAGCUCCUACAUACUACAACGCCUACCCUGCCCAACCCGAACCUGUGCCUCAACCUGUCGGUCCGGCAUUCCCACCGCAGCCACAAGUACCUCAGCCAUACCCCGUCCCCUCUGCUGCCGCCCAGGAAGAGGAGGCUCGAAUUCGCGAGCGCGCACAGGCCCGCGAACAAGCCGCUGCAGCCCAGGCGGCCGCUAAAGCCGCUCCGGGCCAGCAACCGAUGCGUAUCCGUUCGGAUUACGUGCCGCGUGCGCAAGCCCGACGCCAGAACGCUGCCGGCGCCACCGCCCUCUGUCCCAACUGUAAGCAGCAGAUCCCGGUGGCGGAACUCGACCAGCACAUGCGGAUCGAGCUUCUCGAUCCCCGCUGGAAAGAGCAACGGGCCAAGGCCGAAUCCCGCAGCGCCACGACCAACUUGUCCACGGCCGACGUGGUCAACAACCUCAAGCGUCUCGCCAGCCAGCGGAGCGAUGUCUUUGACUCGACCGUGCUUCCGGAAACCGGUGAUCCCGAAGAAGAAGCCCGCAAGAAGCGCAUGGCAGUGGAAGGGGCCCCCGGUCAGGGACCCAUCCCUCCAAUGGUUGGGCCGGCCGGGGCGCCUGCUAAUCCUCAGAGCAUGAAUAUUGACGAGCAAAUCCGACACAUCUACGAGCGGGCCAACGAGCGAUACAACAAAUGA